AUGCCGCCGCGACAUGACGACCACGCCCAGGAUCCAUCGCCCGCUCCUCUGAUAUACUAUCCCGCCUACUGCUACCGAUCAUCACCAACAUGGUUCGCGUGGGUAAAGGUGACCUGCUUCGAAGUACACAACGUCCUCAAGUCAGGUCCUUCGCAUGCGCAAACAUACACGAGUGGACAAACCUCGCAUCCGACUUUGUUCUAUCUCAAUCACCCCAUCCAAUAUGUCCAGCUCAUCGGCGUUGUUGUUGCCAUCGAGGAAUACCACGAGCAUAUGUUUUUGAUCACGCUUGACGACUCCUCCGGUGACACGAUCGAUAUCGUGGUGCGCAAACCGCGGAAGCAGCUGGGCCAGAAUCCGAUGGUCCUCCGCGACGGCAUAGUUGCGACUGCAAAGCUCCCGGACCCAACGGCUUCGGAAGAACAGGCUGAAACACUGGCGCUCUUAUCGAUACUGUCGACACUGGAGAUCUCUUCUGUUGUCCAGGCGAAGGGCACUGUCUCAAUCGCCGAGCUCGCCAAGAUCGCCGCUCGUACUGCCUUUCACGCAACAGUUCUGUCCAAACCAUGGGUGCUGUCUCGCUCGAAGCAAGAGAAGCUCCUCAAGCUAGAACAAGGUGAUAGAUCGGAUCAGAGCAAGAACGACAAGAAGCGGAGAGAACGAAAACAGAAGUUGGAAGAGCGAGAGAAACGGCAUGCAGCUGUGAUCGUCAAAGAGUGGGUUGCAGAUGAGCAGGAUCGCGAGAGGGCAGCCGAGAAGGCAAGGCGAGAUGGAGCGAGGGUCAUGCAGAGGCGACUUGAUGUUGUUGCUACGGAAGACAAACCCCGACAAUGA
Molecule: messenger RNA, 834 nt
Organism: Cyphellophora attinorum
Lineage: Eukaryota; Fungi; Ascomycota; Eurotiomycetes; Chaetothyriales; Cyphellophoraceae
Exons: 2
Coding region: 1-834 (277 amino acids)
Source: RefSeq, a predicted model, not a curated record